UGUGAAAUCUACUCUGGCUUUAGGGUUUAGGAUUGUUUGGAUUAGUGGCAGUGGUAACAAUUAGUUACAUUAACAGUUGAAACUGUAAAUGAAACUGAAGUACCAAUACCUAAAAUGUAAGUUCUGAUCCUGUGUUUUAAAAGUUGCUAUCUGAGUCAGACAGGCGUGGAGACGCUUCUGGAAGUAACAUCGCAAUGGCUGCCCAAGGAGAACCCCAAGUUCAGUUCAAACUUGUUUUGGGUGGUGAUGGUGGUACUGGAAAAACUACAUUCAUGAAGCGUCAUCUGACUGGUGAAUUUGAGAAGUAUGUAGCUACCUUGGGUGUUGAGGUCCAUCCUCUUGUGUUCCAUACCAACAGAGGACCUAUUAAGUUCAAUGUAUGGGAUACAGCCGGUCAGGAGAAAUUUAGUGGACUGAGAGAUGGCUAUUAUACACAAGCUCAGUGUGCCAUUAUAAUGUUUGACGUAACAUCAAGAUUUACUUACAAGAAUGUGCCUAACUGGGAUAGAGAUCUGGUACGAGUGUGUGAGAACAUCCCAGUUGUGUUGUGUGGCAACAAAGUGGAUAUUAAGGACAGAAAGGUUAAGGCAAAGUCAGUUGUCUUCCACCGAAAGAAGAAUCUUCAGUACUAUGACAUUUCUGCCAAAAGUAGCUACAACUUUGAAAAGCCCUUCCUCUGGCUUACCAGAAAACGGAUUGGAGACCCUAACUUGGAGUUUGUCGCCAUGCCUGCUCCUGCCCCGCCAGAGGUGGUCAUGGACCCAGCCUUGGCAGCAUAGUACAAGCACAAUUUAGAGGUUGCUCAGACAGCUGCUCUCCCGGAUGAAAAUGAUGACCUGUGAGGCUGGGGCCCAGCGUUGGAAGUCUGGUUGUAUAGGCAACUGUCCUGUGAUGUCAGCGGUGCAGCGUGUUUGCCUCUUUAUUACAUAGCUAAGCACAACAUGUGCUUAAUCUUUGGAUGCUGAAGGAGAUGAAUGGGCUUUGGAGUGAAUGUGGAAGUUUAAAAAAGACCUUCAUUUUUUUGGCCUGCAUAUUUAGGUGGUUUGGAACACAGUUGUUUCCUCCUUGAGUUUCAAAUAUAAGACUGCUAUAGUCACAUGACAGUAUUGAGAGGUGGAAGCUUGGUUGUUAACUGUCAUUCCCAUUCCUUUCCAUUUAGAAUGAGAAUAAAGUUGUAUUUCAAAUAUCUAAAAAAAUAAAAGUUACUAUCUUUCUCAUUGGAAUAAAAAUAAAGGCUGA
Molecule: messenger RNA, 1239 nt
Organism: Capra hircus (goat)
Lineage: Eukaryota; Metazoa; Chordata; Mammalia; Artiodactyla; Bovidae
Product: GTP-binding nuclear protein Ran-like
Exons: 1
Coding region: 195-779 (194 amino acids)
Biological process (GO): ribosomal subunit export from nucleus; protein import into nucleus
Cellular component (GO): nucleus; cytoplasm
Molecular function (GO): GTP binding; GTPase activity
Source: RefSeq, a predicted model, not a curated record